Molecule: messenger RNA, 10701 nt
Organism: Mustela lutreola (European mink)
Lineage: Eukaryota; Metazoa; Chordata; Mammalia; Carnivora; Mustelidae
Gene: CPLANE1
Product: ciliogenesis and planar polarity effector complex subunit 1
Exons: 54
Coding region: 575-10360 (3261 amino acids)
Biological process (GO): cilium assembly
Cellular component (GO): ciliary transition zone
Molecular function (GO): protein binding
Source: RefSeq, a predicted model, not a curated record
UCCACCCUCGCGUCGUGCCGGUCCGCGAUUUUCCUUACCCCUUACUCCCCGCCUCCCGCCGCACCCCGUCCCCACGUCCUUCUCUCGCGCUCGGCCCUGCCCAGUCUCCCGCGUCGUCCUCCCGCCGCAGCAUCCUCGGGCUGACCGAGGCGCGGGAGCUCCCGGGGCCGCGUCGCCCUCCGGCCGGCGUGGGACGAACCCCGGGGUGCGCCAGCCCUCGGCCCGGCCCUGGUCCUCCAGCCCCGGGCGGUCCCGGGGGGCGCCGCGGCGAGCACCCCGCCCGGGAGAGGGCCGCCCUCCCUACCAAGCCUCCGCCGCGGGCUGGGGCGGAAAACCCCGGAGGGGUCCCUGGGGCUGAUCCAGGGACUUUGGCGAGGUGGUCGUGGGGGGACACUUCUUUGACGUUCUUCAGUAUCAGUAGAGCACUGAGGAAUAGAUGCGGUGUCUUAGGCUCGUCUCUGGUGGGAAAAAAGCAGAAGUUGAAUUAUUCUCUGGGAAUUGCGUUCGCCAGUGAGUUUUAAUUAAAGCGUCUUGGGGACUGUUUACUUAAUUGGUCAUUGUUACCUUGACAAGCAUGGAGAUAAGAUUAGAAGUUUUGACAUCAACAAGUAUCAAGCAGAAAAAGCCUUGGCCAAGAGUCUCCUGGUUAGGACAGGAAAAUGAAGCUGUUUUUCUUUUGGAUGAUAAGUUCAUAAAUGAAAUUAAUUUGCUAUCAGGAAGAACAAAGAAGAAAAUUCCUUGUCUGCAGCCUUUACUGAAGGAUGUUAUUGUCCUAACAACAUCCAUUAAUGAUGCCUGGCUGGCUGGGGUACUCACUACAGGGGAGCUUUUUCUUUGGAACAAGGAUCAAGAUUGCUUAAAAACUAUACAGACAACUGAAGAGCCUAAGAAAAUGAUUCAAGCUGCAAUAGCGAGCUCCUUGAGACUGUACUUUUAUGUAUCUGGAAAUGGGAAGAGAGUUCUGCUUAUAACUCCUUCUGGAUGCAUAUUUCUUUGGGAAUAUUUGGAAUUCAAGAAUAUCUUCUCUUCUAAAAGCCCUUCAUUGGUAGGCCAGUGGUCCCAGAUCAUACCUGAAGAAGCAGUUCAUUUGCCUUCAAAUGAAGAUAAAGAAGCUAUAGUGCAUGCUGUUUUUAUAAAAAAUGAGUUAUUUGGAGAUUGCUGCUUGUGUUCAUUUACUUUUUAUUCUGGAGAAUGUCUGAAGUUGACAUUUCUAGCAAUUCGGUGGCAUGAAAAUGUAUUUACACCUAUAAGUUCAUUGCCAUACCAUGUUCAUUGGGCACAACAAAACUGCCAUCUGUGCAAUCUGGUUCCUAAAUGUGAAGCAGUGAAGUCAAGAGGAGCUCUACUUUCUGCCUUUUCAAGAGAUGGUGUUGCCUUGGCAGUAACUCUUAAUCAGAAAGAUCCAAAGGCAACUCAGGUAUUGUUUAUAAACACACUGAAUUUUGUUACUCUCUGUGGUAGCCUGAGAGGAUGUAGUAAUAAGAAUCCUGUGGUCCCAGCUACACUUACCAGGUCCUACUGGGUGGGUGAUAUCAGCUGGACUCAUGAUAGUCUUUUUCUGGCUUGCAUGUUAAAACGUGGCUCCCUGGUUUUAUUGACCUGUCAAGGUGAAUUGGUAACAUUAAUUACAUUUGGUUGCUCCAUAGAAUUUGGGCCAGCAGAAUUUAUUCCAUUUCACCCUCUAAUAACAUAUAGACCACAGCAAUUUACAUUUCAAGAUUUGAAUAAUUCUGUAGAUUCAUCAGCUUCUGAUAAUGACCCUAUGAGACAGAGAUUUUCUAUAAAAGCACACUCACGGUUACCCUACCUCAUUAUUUCUGAUGGAUACAUGGUCACAACUCUUCGAUUUGCUGAUAACCUGUCUCCAUCAGUGCUCAUGAGAUCCCUUCUACUUGAUUCAACCCAGAGGCUUGAGAAAACAUACCAAAGUAUGAUAUUGUCUAAGCCAAAAGGCAAAGGGCUGAAUUUGCGAUCACUGGAUUCCCUGAGAUGUAGCCUGUUAAAACACCAAGGAAAUCAAAGUUUAGCUGAUUCUACUGUCCCCAGAUUCUUACAGGCAGAAGAAACAAUGAACUUAACUGAAAAAACAGCAGAUUUCCAGGAUUUUGAAGCAGAAGAAACUAAUGAAGGCAUAUACUUUCCGGACAACUUAUUUUCACUUUGGAACCAAAAAAAUGAUUCAUUGUUCAGUAGUGUCAAGGAGGGAAGAUUGGAAUUUGCGUCUAUGUUUGAUACAAUACAUGCAAAAGAUAAUAUCAAGGAGACAGAUAAAACCAUUACAGAACUGCAUUCUGUCCAGAAAAAUCUCCUUGCAGCAUGGGCUAUAGGAAUUUCAAAAAAUGUGGUAGAAAAAAAUGUAAUGUUAAAUUACACAGUAGUUUGUAUCACUCAUUUUUUCUACAUUCUUCAAUUUUUAAAAUGUCCUUUCCCUGAACUAGAUCUUUUUUUAAGCAAGAGCACAAGACAAAAUGCAUGGGUACUAUGUAUCUUUCAACUUUUUCAUCAGUGUUUAUCAUUCCAUUAUUGGGAUAUGAGAUACAAACAAGAUGUGGGACAUUUGGUAAAGCUGACCUCAAAUACUAUAAAGCUUUUGCUGACUCAGCAGCAACAGGGUCAGUUAUUUUCAGAGAAGCUUUUGGCUUGUUUUCAUUUACUUAAAAUGGUAGCUGAUAAUUUAAAUGGCAUAUACAUUCUUCAACCUGAAGUUAUUUCAGCAUCAACUGAUGGAAGUAAAACAGCAGAUCAAGACAAAUGGGUGGUACCCAUUUUUCAAAUAUUUCAAGAUAGUGAUUCUCAGGAAAAGUGGUCUUGGAACUCAUCUUUCAAGAUUUGUCCUCAAGUAAUAAACCUUGCUCAACAACCAGGAUGCAGAUUGAUUUUUCUCUGGAGAGUGUUGUACAAAAAAACUUUAUGGUAUCAAACACAACUAAGUCGAAGACUUCCUGAAGGUGACAGACAGUUAACUGAAAAGAUGACACAGGAAGCAUCUACUGUCAAGGCUCUGUUAUGUCAUAUCCAGGCUAACUUGCAGACUGCUGGAGCUCACAUGAACCAAGCCUUGGAACUUAAAUCUAUCAGUGGUGAAGAGUGUUUCCUGUUAGGAUCAUAUGAAAAAUCUGUUCAACUGUGGAGGAAAGCUCUACAAGAAACUCAGGAGAAAGGAGGAAGAAGAACAUGUUUUCUUCAGAUACGCUAUUAUCUUUCUCUUUUAUACUGCUACCUCUAUAGCUAUAAUUUAAAUGAUGCUCAAGGAUUGUGUGAUCACCUAGUAAGAAUAAUUUUGAAGUGGUCCCAUCUACCUGUAAAAGAAAAUGAGGAUUGUUCAGUUCCCGAGAAGUCUCACUGUGAGUUUGGAAUAACGAGAAAUGUUCGUCCUGACGUGGCGGUGAGGGUUAUCCAGUCCAUGGCUCGUUUCAUGGCCGCCUAUUUCGCCAAUCAGCUGCUUUACAUUUUGCCACCUCACAAUGUGAAUGAUCUUCCUCCCCUUCAUGUUAAAACAGAAUACUCCCUUCGACUUAUUCCUUUACAACACUCUAAGGUGGCUAGUGUUGUAAGAGAUCAGAAUCUUUCUGAUGUGUGGACAGUUGAAUAUGCCUUUGAAUUAUUACUUAUUGGUGGCCUAGUUCCAGAGGCUGUGUGGCUGGCACAUAAACUUGGAGACUGGAAGACAUCUGUUUCCGUUGGUGUGGCCUUCCAACUGUUCUGUAAACAUGAUAGCAAUUUCAUAAGGUCCAACAAAAAGGGUCUGAAUUUACCUAUAAAUUUGACUCCAGCACAGAUUUUCCAGGAAAAACUGCAGUGUUUUUUAGGUCGGCCAGCCUCUUCUGAAGCAAAAAAUGAAAUGGGCUCAAGACACAAACAGUUUACAGAUCCCAUUGAAGAAGAUGUAAAUCUGCUAUUUGGUUCAGUGCAGGAAGUACUGAAAGCAGCAGUUAUGGCUGAUGCAGAUGUUUUAUCUGAGACAUUUCAGCUUCUGGUAAACUCUGCCAAAGACUUCAGUAGGAGACUGUGGGGCUUAGUGCCAGUUGGCCUGUAUCUUCCAGCUCCUCCAUUGUAUUGUCCUCAGCCAGCUGUUCUUAGUGAAGAAGAUGGUGAUGAUCUUCUUUUAAAAGCUGAGAAAGAGAACCGCCAAAAGGUGUCUGGAAUUCUUCAACGGGUCCUCUUGCUUUUCCGGGCAGCUCGAUGUUCUUUUCCUGUGGCACAGUGGUACAUCUUGCAGUUGAGAUGGGCAAGAAAAGUCAUGCAGAAGAUUCGAAUGAAAGGGUCCCUUCCUUCAUUGAGUCCUUUCCCUCAGUCAUUACUUAAUUACUGUAAAGGAGGGGUAGCAUUCUUUCGACCUGGAGCUGCUGGAGACCACAAGCUUGAUGAAGUUUCCAUUAAAGCAAUAGGUUGCUUCAGAGAACUUUGUGCUUUGUGUUGGAUGCUACAUAUCCGUGAUAAGUUAUCUUAUAGUUGCAGGCAGUAUCAGAAAGCAAGAGAAAAUGUGGAGGGAAAAAAGGACCUCGAAGUGGAGUUUGAUUCCUGCAUGGUUGAGCACUGUCUCAGUGCAGUGGAGUGGGCAUACAGAAUGCUGCCCUUCUCUCGAUUUGCUAAUAUCGAAGAACUUAUUCAGGAUCUAAUUUUGAGCCUUAUUGGAGAAUUGCCACCAAUCAGAAAGGUAGCUGAAAUUUUUGUGAGAGCAUUUCCCAAUCCUGAGGACAUAAGGGUUCCUUUAAGAGAAAAAUAUCACUCUCUUCAGCAGAGACUCAGACACUGUGUUGUAAAAGGUCCCCAAACUGAGGAAAUGAUGUCUGUUAUUAUGCAUUCUAUUCAUAAAGUGAGAGUGAAAGCCCUAAAACGUGUGCAAAGAAAUAUAGGCUCUUUUGAGAUGAAUAUCUGGGAACCACUUGAAGAAGAAAAACCAGCUGAGGUUCCAGGUUUUGAUAGGUUUUCCUUAGGAACUAGUUUGAGCAGGAGCACACUCACGGAACUGGGGAAUUCUCUAGUCCAUAGUGAUGCAGAUACAGCAGACACCUUCUCAGAAGCAUUGUCAGUUGAAGAAAAAAAUAGGAUACAUGUCUACCAAAGAAAUGCCCCAAAUCACAUGGAAUUUACAUUGACUGAUAAGUCCAAUGAAAAAAAGAAGAUAUGUAAUCAGAAACAAAAUCUUGAAAGAAAAGAUCAUGAAAAGUUAUCACAAAAUGCACUUCCUGUAAUAGGUGUUUGGGAAUUUGAACGUGAUGAUGAUGAAUAUAUUAAGUUCCUUGAUCUCUUCUUGAGUUAUGUUCUUGAAAGAGACCUACUUGAUUCUAAGGAUCCUGGCAUUCCAUUUCUAACCAGUUUUUCUGGACAUCUUAGAGAAAACGAACUUAAUUCUUUACUUUUUGAUGUGCAUACAACAUUAAAACGACGUCAAGGCAAAACCAAAAGCCAGAAUGUGUUUAGAGCUGGCUCCUGCUUUGUUGCUUCUGAGUCUUAUGAGUCUGAAAAAUCAGAAAACCAAGAACUUUCAGCUUCAGUCCCGGUUAAUCAAGGAAUCGGGCCAUUUUUAGAGAGCCCUUUGAAUGAAGUCGAUAAAAAGGAUGGGACAAGUGGAUUGUUUGGUUUAAAAAAAAAGUCAGUUUACAGAAUACAAGAUGACAAAUCAGAGAAACCUGUAAUCCAGAAAUUGUCAAACCAUAAUUUUUGGACUCCCAAGCCUAACAAAACUAGAAGGUAUACUUUUAAAGCAAUUCAGUGCAAUGAUAUUAACCCUCAAGAAGAUCUUCCUCUAGCACUAAAUAACACAUUUGGCAGUAUAAGAAGGCUGCUGGAAUGGAUGAUAAGGUGGUCUAAUAAAAGACUGCCCUCUGAUCCUACUCUCACUGAGUUAUCCUGGGAGUAUAGUCCUGUCAUUCGUGUAAAGACCUGUACAGCUGCCAUUCUUACAUCAUUGUGGCUUUUGGAACAACCAUAUUUUGCUACAUAUAAGGCAAAAAAUGUCACUUUUAAGGUGCUAGAGAAUUAUUACAGUCAGUCUCAGAAUGUACCCAGCAUAAAGAGUGAUUGCAAACCAGAUGCUGGCUGUUCUGUCACAGUAGCCACUCAAGAUCGGACUGAGGAAAGAAAUGAUCAAAAUGAAUCUCAUCAAAGUAUCCUGAAUAGAAUGCCAACCGAAGCAUAUAAUCCUGAAGUAAAAGAAACCAAAGAUGAGAUUAUUUCUGUCACUGAUGAUACUGAAAAAGAACUUAUAGAUAUUGAUGAGGAUCUUUUAGAAGUAAAAACAUUUAACCAAGAGGAAAUGGAAAUACACCUAUCAGACUAUGAAGAAGGUACCAAAGAGCCUGUUGGAAGUCUUAAAAGUUCCAAUAUUGCUGUUAACCUGCAGACUUUACCACAGCAUUUAGAAGAACAUUCCACAGGAGAGGUUCAGUGUCCAAGGGAAGAACCACUGGAGUCAUGUAUGGAGAAAAAAUCAACUGAACAUAAAUGUGCACAGAUCGCUGCAUUUAAAGAUGAAUCUUCCUCAGUUCCACCUUUUGUAUCAAAUGGAGUCAGUGUUGCUUCACAAACACCUGUGCCACCACUGCAGCAGACCCAGAGAAAUGAACCCAGGGUACAGUUGCCAGAUUCUUCGGAUUCUGUUAGGCAGAUGCUCCAAGAUGAAAUGUUUAAAUUAGUUCAGCUGCAACAGAUCAACUUCAUGAGCCUAAUGCAAAUAGUAGGAUCACCGUUUACUAACUUCCCAGAUAUACAUCAACAUCUACAGCAGCCUCAGCCUGUGCCUUUGGUGGGAAGUCAAGUAUCAAAUCCUACAAGAGGGAGUAAUGAUGCUGAUGACACCAGUAGAAAUUUUAAGGAGAGCUCUUUUAUUAAACCACAGUCCAGGGGAGAGGACACCACAGAGCCUGGCAAGAAGAGUCCACAUUGCCAUAAAGGAAUUGUGCAGUCUGAUCAAGAUAGUAAUGGAAAUUUACAGAAUGUACCACAUGAGAGUGUUCCUUUAUGUCAGUUAGAAGACCUGCCUCCCAAUACAGGAUUAACUCCAGCAUCUCAAAUCUUACCAGCAACUGCGCUGUCUCCAGCUCCUGCUGGAAAUACUCCCUUCUACCUUCUGUCUCCAUCUUCUCCCAUUCCGAAGACACCUAGACUUAUCCCAGCUGCAAAAAGUUUCAGACCUGGUGAUGGUUUUCCUUUGCUUCAGUUUCAGUCGAAGCAUGAAUUUAAGUCCCUUUCCUUCCAUACAGGAAGAGUUCCACAAGUUCCCUUCAGGCUCCUGCCACAGCCAAGAGAGGCAUGGGGAUUAUCUGAUUCCUUCCAGCCUCCUUUGCCACAGAGAACAAUGCACACCACUUCCGUGUCCCAUUUGAAUUUAAGCCACUGUAAUACUGAAGCCAUAAAAAAAGCUGUUGAGCAGAAGAAAUUGGCAGAACCUAUAAUUACAGAAAUCCCUAAGCAUGUGAACUUAGAUCAGUGUGUUGGACAAGAAAACUUGACACCUCAACAGGACUCUUCAGUAUUUAUAAAACCAGGAAAACUACUUGAUAUUAAGCCAGGGCCCCUUGAGAUAUCUCCACAGAAUUCCUUUGGACUUCCAUUAUUGCACCUGCAACUUAAACCUCCUUAUAUAGUUUCCUCUGCCUCAAGAGCAUCAGGAACAAUCCCCUCAAUACCAACCAGAACUGGAGGAGAAGAAAGAAGAUACCCAAGACUGUCAUUACUUCAUUCCUGCCUAUCCCCAGAAAAUAUGUACAAAACCCCACAACUUAUACCCCUUGAAAACCUCCUUGCAUUCAAACAAAGCCAAGAGAAACUAACACAUAAUUUAUUUGAACGAGGCGAUUCUGGACACCUUCAGCUACUAAAUGUCAAAAUAGAACCAUCUGAAAUGAGACAAGGAAAGGACAGUAAAAAAAGACAAAGACGACGAGCUGAGAAAGAGCUGCAAGAAAAAAGAUCAGAGAAACUGAAGAGAAAACCAAGGGUGGCUUUCCAACCAGAGGGUUCCCUUGUGAAUGAUAAUGAUUCAGAAAUAGUUAUGAAACCCAAGGAGCAAGAACAUCCUGGUUCCCAGCCUUUGGAUGACUUCGAUAUUCCUUUUGAAAUGCUACAAGAGGAUAUUAAUACUUCAGCUGGAUUGCACUUUAUGGCCUCUGUGAGAAAGAAAGCUGUAGAAUGUCAGGAUGCAAGUACAAAUACAGACCCAGAUAAAAAAGCUACUUCUGAAGAAGUUGUUUCUGAAUGUAGUAAAAAUCAACAAAUCAUUUCUUCCAUAUCAGAACAUGAACCUUUGAAUGUUCCUCAAGUGUUAGCUCCCGAUGUAUGUCUAAAUCUCAAACUUCACACUGAAAUAUCAGAGGAACCUUCAUCACCUUCACCGUCUGGUCUGGUUAGAAACACUUACAUAAAUGUGAUUGAUAUUAAAGCUGAUGAUCUACAGGAACUGCCUGAUAAAGAGGGACCUUCAAAUGAUACUAUUACCAAACAGCCAAGUGAUCACCUGGAGAUCCCAUCUUCUGCAGAGUUACAUUAUAUGGCAGCUUCAGUUAUAAAUACUGUUCCCUUGCACACUGUUAAGACUGAAGAGUCAGCCAAUUCCACUAUGGAUUUAUUUUUUAAAUCUGCAAAAAUGUCUCCACCCUGUCUGGAUGAAAGAAGCUGGAGAGCAGGCAGUACAGAGGUGAAGAACACUGGGAUUGCCUCACCUAUACCAUCAGAAUUACAGCAGGACAAAGAUAUGCUAAAGCCAGAUUUUCAAGUCAAAAAACAGAACUUGAAGUCAGCUGCUGCUGAGGAUGAUCCGCCAUGGGAGCUCCUGCAGGAUGUGUCUGCAGCUCGCCGCCUAGAGCGUCUCACAUCUAAGCUUCAGGAAAUUGAUGAACAGCUGUUAGCAAUACAGAACAUUGCUGAAAACAUAGAGCAGGAUUGCCCCAGAUACAAACUGCUAGAUCGACAUUGUGAUAAGGUGGAACCUGAAGAUCACAUUGAAUUGUCUUCUAGUCCUGAAUCUGAAAGAACAUUGGCUUCAAAAGCCAGUGGCAUUUCUGAAGUACAUUUCCUGACUCAUACGAAUAAGGAUGCUCAAUGUGCCAAAGAGGAGACUUCAGAAGCUGAAUUUUCAGUGACAGAAACUCAUUCUAGUCAGAAAACUUGUGUGUUUCCUUCUGCUGACUCAGCUCUCAGCCUUUUCAGUGACCAGAAUACAACUUCUCCUGGUGUGAAUAACAGUGAUGAGUUAUUUGAGAGCGUUUCAGUAGAUCCACUCCAGCUGACUGGAUUAACUGAUAUUGGAGACAUCAUUGAGGACCUUAUAACAAAAGACGGAGUUUCCAGGGAGGAGCUUGGUUUAACAGAACAACAAGCUAAGAGUAUCUGCAGAAUUCAGCAUUCUUCUGGUAGACGAACACAAAGAACUGAGAAGGAAAGAAGAGAAAUUCAGGUGUGGAUGAAAAGAAAACGCAAGGAAAGAAUGGCGGAGUACUUACACCAGCUGGCGGAGAGGAGAGGGCGAGAGCAUGACCCUUUCUGCCCAAGGAGCAACCCAUUUUACAUGACUUCAAGGGAAAUCCGGCUGCGACAGAAGAUGAAGAACGAGAAGGACAGAUUGCUACUCUCUGACCACUAUAGUCGGCGGAUCUCACAAGCGUACAGUCUGAUGAAUGAACUGUUAACUGAGUCAGUACAGCUCCCAACAGCUGCACAGAAAGCCCUGCCUAACAAACCCAGAGCUGCUCCCCUUUCCCAAGAGCAACAUUGUCUUUCGCCAAGAAGAGAGAAUCAACAUGGUCACAAUAUUCCAGUAAAUCAACCUGGAAAAUUCAGAUAUAUAUCCAGACCAAGUUAUAUCCGAAAGGGGAAACCUCAAGGCCUUCCUUGGCCAUGUGGAACUGCUACUUACAGCAUACAGAGCAAAGGCGGCAGAGGCAAAGUGGCCGUAAGGAAGGCUGUGGCCUCUCCAGUUACCUUCCAAAAAGAUUGGCUACCCCGAGCAAAUCCUAGAGAAACGCACUCGGAUCUGAAGCGAAGGAGAUUACCAAGUCAUCCCUGCCGAAAGCAAGGUUCCGGUGCUCCAUGCCGUGUGCAGUGUACGAGAAACCACGUCACGGCCGAGCUUUCACCUCAGUCAAAGCAGGUGUGUGUAGAGUACGAGAGGGAGGAGACCAUGGUGAGUCCUUGGAUGGUACCUUCACGCAUCCGUACAAUUCUUCAGGAGAGCCACGGUUCCCUUCUACAGGACUUGUCAGCCGUUGAGGAAGAGCGAGAGCCUCCUUCCCGCGGCGCGGACAGUGUGUCUGAGAGCACCGGCAGCAUCCUCAGCAAGCUUGACUGGAAGGCCAUUGAAGACAUGGUGGCCGGUGUGGAGGACAAGAGCCUGUCCGUCCACCGGGCCUGGGACCUGUAAGACCCGAGUAUCUGUUGCCAAGGAAAGCCCGGCACCUCAGUGGUUGUCAUUCUGAAAGAUUUGUGCAUUUGAAAGAGAGAAGCAGUGAAGGGAGCCAUGUGUACACACCACCAGCAACCAUAUCUUACGCAGAUUAGCCAUGGCAAGAGGGAAAAUAAACACUUCUCAAUAAUUUCGCCUUUGUGGGUAAAGGGUUGUUUAACUAUAGAUCUGUUACAUGCUUUUGCAUUUGACCUAUCCUUAGACACCAUUUUUUAAAUGAUGAAAAAAUGAAAAGUAACUUUCAAGUCAAGUUUACAUAAUAUUUAAGUUACUUUCAAUAAAAAAUCUCUUUCGUCUCC